AUGUUUCUGAAAUACUACAUACCACUGGUCAUAUUUCUCGGGCAUGGACUUUGUGAGAGCGAGAAAAAUAUUUCACGGCUAUUGAAUGGCACUGUCACUGGUAACCAGACCCUUGCGCGUGUAGAUGGUCCAUACUUGGUCACCAGUGACCUUGUUGUCCCAAAAAAUGCUUCUCUUACCAUAGAACCUGGUGCAAUUGUAAAUUUUGUUCCAUCUGUGGGGAUACUUGUUCGUGGAUCGUUUCAUGCAAAAGGAACACCGUCGCAGAGAAUUACAUUCCGAGCGGUUCCCUGUGCAGAAACAAGUUUUUGCAAUACAACAGACGGGGCUUUAUUCUACAGUCACGGGAUAAGACUUGUAGAUGGAUCAUCCUACAACAACGGGCGCCUUCAGUUGCAGUAUCAUGGAAGGUGGGGGACUGUCUCCAACGACUGGGGAUCUUGGGAUCUCACAGAUACGCACGUGGCCUGCAGACAUCUUGGAUUCCUUGGGGGAAAGCAGUAUUACUAUGAUCCCGGCAGCGGCCCCGUGAUGAUGAAGACAGUUGGCUGUAAAGGAACUGAAAAGAGUCUAUGGGAUUGUUCUUACAGAUGGAUUAUGAGUCAUCCGCAUUCGUGGUGUAAGUUCAUUUUAGUCCUAAGCAAUGCUUUUAUUGUUUGCCACAUGUUUCUCUACAUGGAAAUAUUCUCUUUCUGGCCGCAAAGCAAGUGUUUACCGACAGAUCUAUUUAAUUUUUCCAUGUAACCAAAGUAAAUUAGUAUCUUUCUCUGUUUAGUAACUUUAUUACUGAUCUAUUGUAUGGGGUGGGUACGCAGAAGAGGGGACAGAAAUAUGCCCUCGCAUUUGGUCGGGUAAUCACUAUUUAAUUCAUGUGCUAAGACAAGGUUUCGCUUGUGUUUGAAGGCAAGAUGGCCGUUACGAGCUCCAAAAAAUUUUUUAACGAAAAAUCCUGUCUCACCAGUAAUAAAGUACAGGUGAUAAAUGCGCGGCCUCUCAACGUCUUAGUCACCGUUUCUGUGGAAGCUGGUACCAGAGACAACCUCUCCUCCGAGAAAACGUCCGUGAUGUCUACCUUAACCCCUCAUACCUUAACAUCAGCAUUUACAUUCUCCAUACUGUUCUCUGUACAUUAACUAAGGUGCUGACAUGGAGAAUUUGUCUAACAAUCAAGAGUUUCGUUAGUUGGUGAUCAUUUCCUUUAUUCUCAUUACAUUAAUGUGAAAUUUAGGGGUGAUAUUGUAAGGAGAAUGAAUGAUCCCAAGUUCAGACUUCGUUAAGCAUUUGUAUGCCUAGUGUACGCUCUUUUCAGCUUUCUUUCGAUUUUCCUUGACAUCAGGCUGAGUUAAAUUUGAAUUUUGUGACAUGAAAUUUUUGUUUUGAAACCAAUGCUAUGAAGCUGAAAACUUCGUGUGGCUAUCGGGUAGCGGACGUUAAGUCUCAAUAUAAAAGGAAAUCGUCCUAAAUGGCCAACUCACCUGCCCGACUUGAAACCCUAAUACAAUGUUAUUAAUGUUUAGAGAAACAGCGCAUAGAUCAAGGGGAGGAAGAGGUUGUGUUCAGGUGCCUAGAAAGCAUAUCAGCGAGGACUUUCGUAAAAGCGUCAAGGUACAAAAUUAGCUACUUUUAAGCCAUUAAUCACAUUUCUAUUUUUAUUCCUUCUUUUUUCCAUUACAACGACACGACAAAUAUUUCAGCUCACAACCGGGACGUUGGCAUUGAAUGUGACACUCUAUUGCCAUAUUUGGCUGAGAACUUUUAUUGGAAAGGUUUUUACUUCGAGCCUACGAACUCCUCUGAGAAAAAAGAAAGCUCUUCGCUGGAGUACGUGGACAUUGAGAAUGCUCUUGAGGGCAUAAAUGCCGUGGAAAACGCUCCAGAUUUAUUACAUGUUACGAUCCACGAUAGCGCCUCCGGCUUAAAUGUAAAAGAACUUGCCAAACCCUUGGCCGUGGUCGAUUCUUCAAUCCUUGGGCCUCUUCUGGCUGGUGUGAACAUCGAGAACUCCUGUGGUAAUGUUGUCAUUGAAAAUGUCACAGUUCAGAAUGCACGAUUUGAAGGAGGCCUUAUCUAUACGCGCCUGGCAAUGAAUUUCUGUUCUGUCAUUCCAGAGAAAGCUUCUUUUCCUUUGCUCCUAAAUGCCGCUGGAAAUCAUCACCCGGUUAAUUGUAGCAAGGUAGGAUCGAGUAUUUUAUUUGAAAUGUGCGAGUGAGUUUGGUGAAAAGAAGAGCGGAGUACACUAUGAACUCAAGACCACUCUAAUGUGAACUGUAGAAUAUCUUUACAUAUCCAUCACCUUCUCGAAAACAGGGAUUUUCUCUUCUUUGUUUUUUUAGUGGAUUUCUGGUUCGAGUUUCCUGAGCGGUAGUUAAAAUGUACAGCUUUAUGUCAAAUUUUGGCACAUAUUUCAUUCACGAUUUUAGAAGGUAGAACGAAAAGCUUCCAAUGGUGAGGGAUUUAAUUUUUCUAUCAAACCGGGUGAAUCAUUUGAGGAAAACACUAGGGUCUCCACGAACUGGGAGUUCUGCAUCCUUGACUAUCAAUUAGAAUUGAUUAAAAAGUCCAAAUCUUUUGACGAUUAUCGAAAUGUGAAUUGGACAGAACUCUUCUUCCCUAUCGUAUGGAGUGAUGUUUUUUUUCGAAGGGGAGGAUUUUCUUGUACAACGGGGAAGAUCACAAUGCAAAAAGACAACCCCUGAUCAAGAGGAGUUUCAUUCUUUCCCAUAUGCAGACACCAGCUUUCAAUCAUCUAUAAUUUAUAACCAACGAUUUAAAAAAUAGGUUUUCCCUGAAGGCUAGAAGAAGAAAACAGUUACAUCAAUGCCUCUUCUUCCGAUUUCAUCUGUCAAGCGAAGUCAGUUCGCACCUCUUCGAUGUUCUUUUAAGAAUAUUUUUCCUCAAAAGGAAAAGCAUUCGUAAAAGACAUUUAAAUAGUCAAAAUGUUGAGCCAGGUUUCAUGAAAGGGAGUUAACCGAUCGAGAACCUCUAUACUACAAGCCGUAACUUGUAACCUAGAGAAAUUCUUAUCUGUAUGUUGCUUACCUUCUAAAAAAACUCUUCCAAUGUAAGAAUUUAAAAAAAAAUUUGCUUUAUUAAGAUUUUCAGAGCUUCACCAGGAAGAAAGAUCUCUGUGUAUUUGAGAAUAAUUCAUGGAAGUGGAUUUGAGCUCAAUUUUACCGAUGCAAGCACAGCUAUCAAAACCCAACUGCACAGAAUUACAAGGGACUACAAUGGAAGGACAUUUAAGACUGGUUCUACUUCUAUAUUGGAACUUUCCUUCUACUCUAAAGGCAGUUCUAACUUGGAAAUGGUCGUUAUGGAAGAUCAAGGUAGCUCUGUUUCUAGUUAUGUCUUAAAAUAAGACGAACUGGUCCAUCUGCUGUUCCCUUGAGCAGUCAAUCACUCAUUCAAAAAGGUAGUUCUUCAACCUCUCCAUCAGUAACUUCGUCAAUUUUUCCUUUGGACAACUAGACCGUCAGUCAGUCAGUCGAUCGGUCGGUCGGUCGGUCAGUUCUUAGGAUGGUCUGUCGAUGUUUGGUUAAGAAGAAAUCACACAGCCCAAGGAACCAAGUCUUUGGUCUUUUUUGUGAAUGCCUGCCACCUAGUAACCUCGCUUUAGUUGACACUGCAACGAGGCUACUAGUAAACAAUAUACACUUAAGCUAUGGUCCCGAGGGAGAAAGUUAUUUUCUUUCUCCGAGAGUCCUGAUGUUCCCCGAGACAAAGUGGAGGGAAAACAAAACUAACUAGUUUCCCGAGCGACCAUACAUUAAGUGCCCUGUUAUAUACUCAGAAUUUUCCUUAAAAAAAUCAUAUGGCAAAAACAUGCUGUUGUAUUCGGCGCGCGGGCAACAAAUUUGCAAUUGUAUCCAUACAUUUGAAUUUUAUCAGGGGAAAGUGACUAAGAAUCGACCUAACACAGUGCUCAUUUUGUAGAGUGAAAGUACUAAGUAUGCAACAAUGCCUAUUGUUACGGUCGGUCGCUCAUUCGGUUGUUUGCUUGUUCUUUCGGUGGAUGGUUCUUUCCAUCAGUCAGUGGGUCGCUUACAGUCAGUUAGUCAAUAGGUAAGCUGGUAACUCAAUAAAACAUUGAACAAAAGAAAUAAUUUUAUUAUUCAAUACGAAGACGAAACGACCGCCCACAAGUCUAUAAAUUUGUUUGGAUGACGUUUACUCUUUGUAACAUUAACCUAUUGGCUUUUGAUCAUUUGUAGGCGAGACUUCAUCACUACUGAUAUCUAACAGUACCUUUUCUACCAAUGCUAAGUCUGGUAUUACCGUUGACAACUUGAUUGGUAAUUCUCGAAUCUCCCUAACAACGGUGAUAGGGAACAACUACAAUGGACUCUAUGUCAGCAACACACAUGGAAAAAUCUCUGUUGUAGAAUCUAUGUUUCUGCAGAACAAAUAUAGCGGUGUUUACAUCACCAAGAUAACUGGCAUUUUAGAAUUUACCAACGUCAAAUCCUCGAAAAACCAAGCGUCAGGAAUCGUAGUCGAUGCUGGAACUCUUUCAUUCCAAAUGUCUGACAGCCUAGUUGAAGAAAAUGGCGGUCAAGGAUUGCACAUCUUAAACCAGGUCAACUCCACAAUCAACAUUAACAACACGCAGUUUAUUCGUAACAGUAACGGUGAAGGAGUUUAUUUACAAACAUUUCGCUACUGCUAUGUUCGACUAGUGGAAGUACUGUCUCUUGGAAAUUCGCAGAAUGGGGCUCUGUUUACAAGAUUAUCCGAUACCAGAUUAAAUUUCAGCUCUUGUAAAUUUGAUGGAAACUCAAAUCAAGGAGUUUACGCUGACUACUUUUUUAGAGGAGGACUUAAAUUGGAGAGGAUUUCUACCUCAAACAAUUAUAAAUCCGGUUAUGCCUUCGAAUUUGGGGAUACCAACAUAAACAUAGAGUCUUCGUCUUCUUUUGGGAACGGAAGGGAUGGUUUUUACGUGGAAAAUCAAGGAGGAGAAGUUGUCUUAAAGGAUUUUAUUGCUGGUGGCAACAAACGACAUGGAUUGUGGUUUCUAGAUACCAAGUCAGUACGUCUUCGUUCAGUUCAUCUUCUAAACUGUAAUGUUUCAGGGAACAGUCAAUACGGUGUGCUGUUUUACCUCACGUAUAGAAUUGAUCAACGCCCGGAGAACUAUGUCAUUAAGGUUGCAAACUCCACAAUUUUCGACAAUUCUCUUGGUGGUUGUACGCUCUAUCCUGCAGAUUGCGGUUGGGGAAACAAUCGGUGGCAAAGGAGCGUUCAACUUUUAUUCACUGGUAAUAAAGUAAAGGGAAACAAAAAAAAUGGUUUGGAUAUCCUUGGCCCAGAAUGGUACGUGUUAUCUGCUGUCUUGGCUAAUAACAUAUAUUACGAGAACAGUGGACUUGCUCUGAUAGUACGACAUGGGCGAAGAUGUUCCUAUGAGAAUUCCUUACCCUUUAAUUUGCAGGUUUCAUCGAACAUCUUUUCAAAGAAUAAAGGGGAGAACAUAUUUUUCGUUGAUUGCGAAACGUUACCCACAAAAUGCCGUGUCACCAUCAGGAACAACACGUUUUUAGACAAUCAAAGAAUCCGGCUGUUUUCCAGCAAUUACCUUCGUACCAAAACGCAGGCAGUUUUAGCUGUAAAAGGAGGCAACGUUACCAUAAAGUACAAUUCGUUUGUCAAUCCUUUGUUCUCUCACGAAUUAGCAGCACUGCUUAAAGAUCGUGAACACGUUCUUCUGGCGGAAGAAAACUGGUGGGGAACAAGAAAUGAAUGCAAUAUAAAAGACCGAGUGUUUGACUUUGAAGAUCGAGUGGAACUUGCACAGAUCCAUUAUUAUCCAUUUUUGGAUUCCUACAAUUCUACCGGCCUUAAAUUACACGACGGUGUCAGACCUUUCUGUUUUCUUCGAGGUAACAAUCUAGGAGGAACAUUAAAUCAAGUCCUCAAUAUUACAAACCAAAAUGAUGCCUACCGAGUUAUCAGUGACGUCACAAUAUUGCCUGACGGCGUUUUGUUUAUCGAAGGAAACAUCACUUUAGAAUUUCCAUUGAAGAGUGUUUUCUUAGUACAAGGAAAGGUUAUCAUAAAAGGUAAUAAAAAAGAACAGGUGAAGUUCCUUCCAAGGGAACCAUUGCUUCAGGACGUUAGACUUGUCGCAGGUCCUACUCCGUGGGAAGGGGUAGUUGAAAUAUGGAUCAAUAGCACGUGGAUACCAGUAUGUAUGCGUACCUGUGGAAACGAGGAUGACAUAGUAUGCAGACAAUUGGGAUACGAACCGGUGAGCUCUUAUUACCAUGACCCAAAUGGAAAAGAGAAAAUAUUCCUACAUAAUGUCAGAUGCGAUACCGAUCAAGGAGACAGCAUCACCAUUUGUAACAAAAGGAACUGGAUUUCAUCAUCGUCAUGCACAACAAAUGUUUUGUAUGUCGGUUGUAAAAUUCCUUACUGGGCUGGCGUUCAUCUUGCUGUGACUUCAAAGGAAAGCGUCUUCAGCAAUGUUGAGGUGCGAUAUGCAGGAUUUCCAUAUAGAGACGACCUGACUAUUCCCGGAAUCGCCUUCAGAGUGGACCUCCCACGUCACGUGAUCAGCGGUGUCUUUGUGAGUAAUUCUGCUGCCAUUGGUUUCCAGUUUAUGUAUCCAGACCCCUUAAAAGAUUCAAAUGAAAUCGAGAAUUCAACAAUAGCUGAAACCGAGUCGGAUGGAGUACGUUUGGAGUCUCCAUUUAUUGAGUUCCUAAGUACAAAUGUCGUAAACACAAAAGGCUACGGAUUUUCGUAUCGUUACAACUGGGAUACUCUCAACACACACGUGGUAAAAAUGGCAGAUGCGUCUGUGAAGAAGUUUAUGGACAUAUGUACUGAAAGCGAAACAUUUAUUAGUGACUCUAGUGCGGUUUAUUAUCUAGUUGUGACAUUACGGAGCAGAGCAGCCUGCAAGGCCAUAAUUACCGUUCCACCGGAAUAUACGAUAGGAUUGCAGCUAAUAUAUCACAAUGUAUAUAGCAUAGUUUUCCACGUGUACAAUGGAACAAACAAGACAAAGGGCACUCUCUGGGAUAUCCAUAUGUUAAAUUGGUACAGCCGUCCUGCUUGGAUGACUGGCAAUAGCUCAAUCCUACUGGAGAAAGGGUAUGGAUACCCGGAUGAAGACGACACGGUGCAUUUUCUACUGUUUCUCAUCAAAAGUAAGUUCAGCUACUAUUUUAAUCAUAUCGAGUUAAGCAAUGAUCUACGUGGGUAGACUGCAAUUUUUGCAAUUGCAAAAGUAAGCUUCAGGCUUCCACAGGCUUUGAACCCGUCCCUCAAAAUAAUAUUUGGGCGCUGUUUGAAAAAGAUCUCCAAAGCCACACAGCCUGGGAGUAAGGCAAAUUCUAGAGCUCUUCUUCCUCGUGGAAGAAUUUUGACCACAAUUUUUAGUGUAAUCAAAACUAUUACAAAAUUCUCUAACGUGAUGAGUUGUCACUAGCCCGAUUCUAGCACUUAUAGGACAGUGUACGCGUCAUGCUUGUAAUUGGACACUGUGAUCUGUGUAAGUGGACAGAUCGCGUCGUGAACGCCCGCUGUUUUCUCGCAUUUCACCGAGUUAACUUUAGUGUUUUUUUUUUAUGAAAGGUAUCACCGAUGUCUAGUUUCUUGCUCAAAUUUUGUCGUAAUUUUAGUUGAUUGGUAACAGGACUUCGUGUCGUCCGAUUUUGUCUGUAAUCAUACUCGUGAUUAACAAAUCCUAUUACCUCUAUAAACAGAAGUUUAAGGAAAUAAACUGUUUCAUUAGGAGAUUGAUCAUAUCGGUGGUGACAUUUCAAGAAAGAUUUACUUGAUUAAUGGAUCCUUUGGUGAUUUUCAUGAUGUCAACAAAAGAACACGAGUCAUCACUGAGGAUAAUAAUUUACCACUUUGCUGUUUUAAAAAUAUGUUUCUUAAAUUUAAUCGUGAUCUGAAUGAUUGAGUUUCGUUGUGUAUUAAUAUAUUUUGUGAGGUGGUCAAAUGCGCCCUUUACUCUUAAUGAGUUGGGCAGAGUUGCACUGCAAGGAUCGGAAUCCUUUUCUUGUGAUCAAAGGGCAUAAAGUUAAUUUAAUAAUUACUAUCCUCAUCAAAACAAUGAAAAUUUUGACUAUCGAUUAAAAAGUCAGUUACGGAUCGCAAUCGAUGGAGAUUUUCCUGAAUUCGUCUUUUUCGCAAACAUGCUUUAUGUCAGAAAAAAGUUGUGUAAGGCUCUGAUUUGUGUUCAUAAACAAUUAUUUUUGUUUUCAACCAACAGGUGGUGGAAAGACGAAGAUCAGAUCACCAAACCUUGUAAUAUCCAAAAGCAAUUUCAGCCACAACAGUGAAGGUGGAAUUUUCUUGGGUGGAGAUAACGCAGGAAUAGUUGAAAUCCAAAAAACGGACGUACGAGACUCACCCAAGAAUGGCUUAUCGACAGCAUUUUCCCACGUUAACAGCUUGAAGCUGCUGAAUUGCCAGUUCGUUAGAAACAAGAUUGGAAUCAAGCUCUCUUCAUUUUCAGGUAACGUGAAUAUCGAGAACACCAAGGCUUCUAACUCGACCGAAAAUGGACUAUAUGUGGACACGAACGGUGAAAAAACAAUCCAUAUUGAAAAUGGUGGUGUUUUCCAUAGCAAUGGACAUGGGCUUUUUCUGGCUGGUAGUUAUACCAAAGUGAAACUUUCUGCAACCAGGAUAUUUUUUGGAUGGAAUAAGGCAUCUUCUGUUUAUUCCCGAAGUAGUUAUGGUUGCAGUUCGCCUUGUUCAUCCUAUACCUCCUUUACAAACUGUACAUUUUAUGCCAAUCGAGGCCCUGUAAUAGACAUCAACGUGUCUCCACAUUCUAAUCCAUGGCAAUUUGACGGUAACCUUUUCCUGAAUAACACUCAAGGUCCUGUCAUUUUGACUACGCAUUAUACGAAUGGAUACUUCACUCCUGAAUUAUUUGUGAGAAAUAAUAGUUUCUUGUUCAACUUUUGCCAAGAUAAAAGCGUCAUAGACAUAAUAGGAGGCACAAAAGUUCUGAUCAUAGAAGGAAACAUCUUUAAACAAAACCAUGGGAGAUCUGUUUAUAUAGAAAGAACCUCUCCUUCAGGUGCAACUAUAAGAGGUAACGUCUUCACAAACAACAGCUGCCUGAAUAGUGGAGUCAUUGAGAUUCAGAGGAUAAGUGAAGACAUCGCAAUUGUCGACAACAUCCUUAAAUCGAAUAAAGGGCAGUUUAUGGUUCUUCUCCAGUGCGAAUACGUUGUAGGAGGGAACACUGUUAUGAAGAAUGUAACGUUUUUGAACAAUUCGCUCCUAAACAACGUGGCUGUAUCAUCAAGUUCCCCAACCUGUGAGUUACAAGUCUCUGGAUUUACUUUGGAAUGGAAUGGAAUGGAAUGGAGAGCAUUUUUCAUUAAUUUCAACAGAUUUAGCAGCCUGGACUUCUCAAAAGAACUUUGUGCAUACACCUAUGUUUCUUCGCAUAGCAGCACAUUGCAGGCUACAUUAAACUUCUGGGGUUAUGAUGACGAGGAAAAAAUCAAGGAGAGAAUUUUUCAUGCUGAAGACGAGUACGAACACGCAUUUGCUGUUUUUCGUCCUUACAUCAGUAAUGCAGGAAGCGCAAUUAAGGGUUCAGAAGAAAAUACCACCUUUAACGCGCUCUUGAAAAGCUUUCUGGGAGGAAGGAUUUUAUCCAACGUUCUUCUAAGAAAAGAGAAAAGUCCCUAUACAGUUGUUUCCGAUGUCACUAUUCUGCCUGAAGCUUCUCUUUCAAUUGACCCUGGUGUUGAGAUGCAUUUUAAGCCAAGGGUCGGCAUGUUGGUUCUUGGUUCACUCUUUGUGGGCGGAAAUGUAGAUCAACCUGUUAAAUUUUCUCUUUCAAAAAGGACAGAAGAUGACGAUUCUCUUAAAAUUCGAUUAACCGGAGGCAAGUUCCCUUGGGAAGGACGUGUAGAGAUACUGCACAAUUGGAAUUGGACCUCACUGUGUUUCAAUGAGACGCAGGGCACGAAAACUAAUGAAGCAAAACUGAUAUGUGAACACCUGGGCUAUAAAGUACCAUUGUCCAUCAGUCACUCCCAUCACAAUUCGUCCGGUACUCGGGAUGCUUGUGCUGCUCUUCAUUGUAAAGGAAGUGAGUUGGAUUUAGCAGAAUGCUCUUUAUCUUUCCAAAACCAAAGCUGCAAUAUGUCGUAUCAUCUUGUGUUAAACUGUGGCGAAGGAAGGCCUUGGGGAAAUAUCAGAUUUCUUCGCGAAGCUAGGAACACCUCAAACCUGUCAACAUCAAGUUUAAAACACCUAAGAAUUGAGCACUGUGGCGAGAAACAUGGCCAAAACGUGGCUGCCAUUGAAAUGAUUCAGUACGUUCCAAAAGUAAAUCAUGUGACUGUUCUUAACUGCUCAUCAGGUGGUAUCAAGGUUUGGUUCCCAGAAAAAGAGGUGAUUAUAACGAACAGUUCCUUCGUAAAUACUGGAGGAAAUGGAAUUGAUUUUAUCAGUACCAAAAACAAUGUUACACUUAAAAACGUCAAAUCAGUAAAAAACGAGUUUGGUCUGAGUUUUCAUGAAGCAUACGGUGAUUGGAUUGAUAUAUACGGGAAAGUUAAUCUGUGCUCCCCACAAAAAGUGGUGAAUGUCAUGGAUCACGAUGUAUUCGUUUACUUUAGGGCACCAUUCGUGUCUUUCUCAGAUCUAGAGGUAUCCUGCCAAAUAAAGGUUCAAACAGAGGCAAGUGCUGGUUUUGCUAUCCAGCUACUAGUCCUAAAAAAUGCAAGAUAUUUUCGGAUAGAACUGCCUAAUGGACAUGAAAUCUUCAGGUCUUAUGGUAGCAGCCCAGGUCUACUCUUAAAAAGAAAAUUGAUCAAGUGGGAUUCUUUUACAGUCACAUUUGAUGGAUCGUACAGUAGCAAAAUGCUUUUUCACGUUCGACGUGUUGAUAGCAAAGGUUAGUAGCUGGAACUUUUCAUCAUCAUCACCAUUAUUAUUAUUAUUAUUAUUAUUAUUAUAAUCAUUAUAAUUAUUAUUAUCAUUAUCACAACCAUUAUCACUAUCAUUAUCACUCUUAUUAUAAUUACUGUUGUUCUCUUUAUCGUUAUCGUCAGCGUUCGCUAUCGUUAACUUCAGCAUGUAAGUUAUCAUUAUCGUUAUCAAUUAUUGUCGUCAUCCUUAUCAUAGUCAAUGCUUUUUCUUUCUUUUCCUGUACAUAAAGCAAAGGCCGCACAGAGUUUGAAAAAAGGCGAGGGGAGUCCAACUUUGAAUCAGGAAACGUGGAUCUUUUUCGUCUCUUUUUUUCGCUCUAGAGCCAAAAUAAGCUAAGAACUUCAAGACAAGUUAAUUUUAGAUACCUCAAGUUGAGAAAAAUUUGUGAAUUUGCAAGAACUUUGGUGUCGUACAAGUGGUAGGAAAAACCCAAUAGUCUGAAGAGAAUUGGGGCUUAGACUCCCUGGACCCCCGUUCUGGAUUCGCCACGGUAACGUCUGCGCUUUGUUCAACAACUGUUCUGUAACACGUAAGUGUAUUAUGUGAAUGGUAAGAGGGAGCCAAUACGAUAGGAUCUGAUAACAAUUCUGCCAAAUUUUCCUCAGAUAUUCCAUGCUCAUUUGACCGUGGAUUUUGUGGCUGGAGACGUUAUCCCACAUCACAUUUUAAAGGAAUUGACUUGAGAAAGAAGUGGUAUUAUAGAGACAGUGCUUAUGACCACACCUAUGGCAAUGGUGAGUUGUGAUAAGUAAUAUAAGAUUGAAGUUUAAAGAUUUUUAUAAAGGAUAUUCGCAUGAGCUAAUCUCUCAGCUAAGUUUUCAUCUAUCUUAUAACCGGAUAUGAGCUGGCUUAGGUUACGCCUCGAUUGUUCUACAAAGUAGUAAGUUAGGUGGUGGGGCUGGGAUCUCCUUCCGUCGACAAAACGUUUUCCCUCCGGGCGCUUUUGUGGAUAGGGUUCCUCCAGUCAAAAACUUAGAAAUGGAUUCCAGGACUCGACGUUAUCGAGUGAAUUGGAAUUUCUUGAGAACGACUUUUCGUAAACUUCAAAAGAUCGUUAAAGGACAUCAGAACAGCAGCCCAAGUAAUUAAUAAAAUAAAUAUUUUCAGACGACCCAAUGAUAAGAUUAGAAUCGGGAAAAAGAAUGCAAAGUUGUUAAAGAACUCAAACAAAACCUACUGGGAGUACCUCAACGAGCUGGAGUAGUGAUUUGCAAUCGCCAGAGAAUAAAUAUAGAAGGAACAAGGUUAGGGAGUGUACAUUCAGGUAACUUGAAGGCAAUCGAUCAAACAACUAAACGGUAGUAUGACAAAGAGAGAAGGCUGGAAUUGUGCCAAUGUCGGAAAACCGUUGGUCGCCUGAUGACAUUGUUACCGCAGAAAUUCAAAGUACUCCACCCGCACCGUCUCAGCGCAGUCGUGUACGUUGAUAUGUUGAUCUCUCAGCUCUACUUAUCAACUUCUAGUGCUCUCAUAGGAUUGGCUGAGAGGAGCAAUCGUGAAACUGUCUAAAUUUCAAUGUUGUUGAUCAAAAAGAGAAUUUCGUAUAAACUAUGACCAAGGACUUGAACUUUCGAAAAUCUUGUUGAUAUUGUCUCAUCUAGAAGGAGAAUAUUCCUGUGCAAUUUCAGCUGAAGUGAUAAUGAGCGCUUAAACUGUAACAGAAGCACGAGAUUUUUCGGCUCUCCCCAUGUUUUUCUGUAGACAAUUUAAAGUUUUGAAACUAAACCUCAAAGGUGCCAUAUAUUUUCACCGUCUCAAAUUUUAUCAGAUAUUUGAUAGCGAAUCAAAGCCUCUGUCUUUAAGAGUAUCACUGCCUAAGGUACCAUAAGAUUGUUAAAACAGCAACAAAUGCGAACAUCUGUCAAAGACAUAAUCAAAUUUCAUAUUUGAUUUCUAUCUUAAGCAGGGGGAGUACUACGUCUUUUGCGACACUGGUUUUCUGGUUAUGCUGCCUUUACCAGCCCAUCAAUUUCCAGCGACAACAAUUAUUGUUACUUGGUGUUCUACUUCAGGCGGACUGACCCCGAAUCCAAGUCAUUAGCAUCGCUAUCCAUUUUUCUUAUAGAAGACAUUAGUGAUAAUUCAACCUUGCUCUUUUCCAUGAGCGAUUACGUGACUCACUGGAAAAAGAUAGUGAUUGAGCUACCCUACACUGACGCCAGUUACUCGAUUGUGAUAUUGGGAUAUGAAGAGGCGUGGACCCAUAUUGAAAUCGAUGACCUGGCCUUCGUCAGUUGUGAUCCAUGUAAGCUGUGAUAUAUUUCAAAUUGACAAAUACAUUACAGGUGAACUGCACAUUAGCUAAUGAAAUCCUCAGUGUUUCAUGAAAAACAUAGUGAUCAAAGAAAUGACACUGUAACACCUAAAUAAUUGCUUCCUUAAGUUUUAAGGGAACUUUUUAAUCGGUGACCGUUGAUAUGCAUGGCGCUGUGCAAAAGUUUUUAAAAAACAUCCCAGCUUUUGACAAAAAUGGUUCUUUGGUCAGCCAGGUAUUCAGCUAAGGUCGCAUAUACUUGGUGUUGGAGAAACUGGGGAACUUUUUUCUUCCCUUGGGUGAGGAAUUGUUUUCCAUUGGUGAUGUUUACGUUAUAUGGUAAACUUCUAAGUAAAAGAAGGUGAUUCGUUGGUGUCUCCCCUAUAAAUUUAGUCGACAUUUCCAAUUCGUAAACAAACUAAUGCAUUAAGGCUUGAAGAAGAUAAAUACCGAAAAUAAGAUAACCCUCUUUGAAGCUUGUUUGCCUCGAGUUGUACACAGAAAAAGGUAAAUUUCAUUUUCUUAAUAGCUGCUAGUGCUGUACAUCAAGUAACCGGAAGUGUUUUUAGUGGUAACAAGAAACAAGGUAUACAUUACGCGAUGACUCAAAGUGAAAGACAUAUUUUCAAAGUAGAACGUUGUCAGGUAACAAACAAUGGUCUGAAUCCAGUACUUAGAGGAAGCCUACCAGGAGCGAUUCACCUCAAUGCUUUUGAGCAAGUAUUUGAAAUAGUCAAUAACUACAUUGCUGGAAAUAACAAUGGAGGUAUAUAUUCCAAGGUACUCAAUGAAUUGUCCACGACAAGACCACCGGUCAGCCAUAUCCAUGCAAACACCAUAGAGUAUAACAAAGGAGGCAUAUUACACGUAGAGGGAGUUUCUGGGCCCUAUAUGAAUGUUAACGUGAGCAAUAACUAUUUUUCUCGAAACUUGGCACGAGAUUUGGAUGGCAAAGCCGAUAGCGUUUGUGUCAUAACAAAGUUAUGGGCGAUUGUUCAAGGAAAUUUCUUUUAUAGCAACGUCGGUCACUACGUUUUGGUGUAUGAUAAUUCUCAAACAAGUACUGUUGGUCUUCGAUUUGUAAAUAAUACAUUGUACAAGAACGGUGCAAGGGGGUUCGAUGUUAACUACGGAGCGACUAUUCUGUGCAAUGGAACAGCAGAAAUUCAUGGAAACGUUUUUCAGAAUCCUAACAACCGCUAUCAAUUCAGUACCACAAUGAGAGGGAGUCCAAUCACAGUAAACGCCACUUUAAAUUGGUGGGGAGAGAAUGUACCAAAUCUGAUUUCUUCUCUGAUCAUGGAUAAGACAACGGAUUAUCGACUGUCCAUAACAGUUGUGUUCCAGCCGUUCGUCAAGCUACCACCUCAAACAGCUAUAUCAGGUCAAUAUUUAUUGGGAUUUCCAGGUCCAAGUCUAUCUUUCAUGUUGUUUUGAUGUCUAACUUUCUCACCUUAAAAUGAACCUCUUUUAUAUCAAAAUACUGCUCGGCUACUUAAAACAUCAAUGUUCUCUCAAAAACAGUGUUAACUCUUUUCUCAAGUAAAUCGAAAUUAACCGUAUUUUGUUUAAUGUUUUUGGAUUUUUUUCAUUAAUUUAUCAUACCUUAGAAUACAAAACAGCUUAUAAAUUUUCAGCUCAUCCGUUUUUUGUCUUAUCAAUUUUCUUCUUAGUGUCUUGUCCGCCUGAAUGGAUUAAAGACGAUGAGAUGUGUUACAUGUACAAAGGAGGCUCCUUCACUUUCACUGAUACCGAGAAAUAUUGUGGGGUAAGCGCAGUUGAUACUGACACUCUAUUUUAGUCCCUUUUUUUCUUGUAUUUUGGCUUUCUCUGUUCAUUUUUUGUAUUUAUUCCUGUUUCCAUUUGUCCGCUCGAGCUGAGAUGAAAUUAAUUUUGAGGUGAAAUGAAUACACUAGGGGGGAAAGGUAAAUAAGCUUGGGGGCGACAUCACCUAAUGCCAUAUGAGGGCUGCAUUCGGUUCCUCUCUUAGUCCCUCGGUUUCGUCUUCCUCGAACUGAAUUUUGUUCCUUUAUUAGAAAAGUGCCAUAUGCUCACUUAGCAUGUUAUUAAUUUUACGUUCAUUUGUAGAGUUAUGGUGGAAAUCUCGUCACCAUGCUCUCAAACGAAGACACACGACUCAUGAAGCAUCUUCGACAGAAAGAAUCCUUGGUUCAUUCAGGCGUGUUGCCUUCCCUGUGGACCAUAAGUAGACGCUUUCUGAGAGAGGUGAGAAAACAUCAAGUUCGGAAUUAAUUUUCUGUCCCACAAUUAUUUUUCAAAUAAUUUAAUAAUAUCAUGGGCACCAAAUUAUGCUCAUAGCCUCAUAUCAACCCACGUCGACUCUUCUUUACACGAUGAGAAUUGUAUGUAGAUGAACUAAGAACAUCAUCCUUAUAAAAUGGGUUCAAAAACCCGCACAAGGCCUUAGACAUGCAUUGUUGUCGGUGCGAGGUCUUCGUAUUAACAGGUUUUGAAACAAGAAUUGUAAUACUUUAAAACUGUUAUUACCUAAACGCAAAUGAAACUUCUCUGCGCCUAAGACCCUUUCGCAAUUUUGGCACCUUCGAAAAGGUUGGAAUGGCACUUCGUAAUUUCUCAUGAAAAAAAAAAUUUUAGGCUGAAAUUUUCUCAAUAAUAGUGGGAUAAUUUUUCACAGACGUUAGAGAAACAAAAUAACCUACUUCCUCAACUGUUAAGGCUCACUUAAGGCACACUGAUAAGACCUUCCACCAUUUUUUUCUGUCCAUCUCUUUGUCUCAUUUACUCCUUUUGUGUGCCUAUGUUCUUUUUUUUCUUGAAUUUUUUUCACGACUAAAGAAGAUAAAAUGAUAAUAAUAAUGUACAAAGAGAAGUAGUUAUGAAAAGUCGAGACAUUUAUCUUUUCAUCUUUUUUGCUACAGUCCCAAAGUGGAUUUGAUCAGAAAAAUAACCUAUGUCCUGCUGUGGCUGCCACCGGAAAUAUUUCACAAGUUCAUUGUGAUGAACUUCUUCCUUUUGUCUGCGUAAGGAGGCCAGGUAAAUCACACUCAAUAUCAUAACUGAUAAAUGAAUUAUAUCGUUGUAUUAAAUGAUCAUGCUAGAUGAAUAUCGAUACGAAAUCACUGGACCUCAUCACUUGACAAAAAGAAGUAGUAAGCUUGUCAAAAUGCAGCAAUCCCCAAUUGAUAGCUUGACUGUUCAUCUGCAUGUACUAGUGACUCUAAAUUGAAAGACAACCAUUAAACUUUCAUCAUUAUAACUGCGAUGAGCAACAACGCUAGUGUUAUAAUAACUAUAAUUAUGGCGCACUUUGUCGAGAAUUUUGCCUCAUAUAGAGCGCUCCAUCAUCAUUGCCAUUGUUACUAAUAAGACGAGAUAAGCACUUCUGUACAUAACACCACGCCCCGAAGCAUAUUUGAUACGCAAAGUCUAUAACUUGUAUUUCCUCUUGUAGAUUAAAUAAUAGGAUAUCAAUUUAAGUUAAAUAUUUCUACAAAUACUGAAUCAUAGUGAAAACUGAAGGAGGGAAGGUUUUUAUUCAGGGCCCUCCCGUGGCCUGUACUCCGACGGGGGUGACACCAUGUGUAAGGGAUAUGCCUACUUAUGAAGGAAGCAAGAACCAACUGUAUAAACUUCUUUUUGGCUUCAUAGUUAUCCACUGCCCGAACAGCUGUUUCCAUAAUGGGGACUGUAUAGGCGCAACGUGUUUCUGUUAUCCCGGAUGGACUGGAGAAGAUUGUUCCAAGUUUCACUGCUAUGACCUGCAUAACUGUUCUGGUAAAGGUGAAUGCAUGGGUCCCAAUGUGUGCAAAUGUUACCCCGGAUAUUUAGUAAGUGGCAUUUCUAUUCAAUUCCAUCGUAGCUCAUAACUGUGUUGACUGUAGCAAGUUUGAUACCUAGCUGACAGGGCCACUUUUAAAAAACAGGAAUCAGCCUUGGCAAGGUAGAAACUAGAUUUGUGCAACUGGUUCUGUGUGGGCGAUUUAGUGCGCUCUCAGCAAGUGAUCAAGAGUGUUAAACUUUAUUUCUUAGAAAUCAGAUCUCAAGCAUCUUUAUGAUUUAUGUAAUGUUCAUCUUCACCAUCUAAAACUCAUAUGAAAACUUAUCUUAAAGCACAUCUUAAGAUUCCAUAGAAAAUCUUCUCCCGUGUUACACAAUUUGACAAUGGAUAUCAUCACCUUGAAACAACUUUGUUAGGCGGUCGCUUACGGGCAAUCACAAGGCGUGUUUAAAAAAAGCUGAUGCACUGGUUAUCGUGAAAAUCCCCUCUUUUGCUGCCCCCACAGAUCGCCGAGAGAUGGAAGGAGAAGUAAGAUCGUGCUAUAGCCACGCAUUAAUAAGCAAGGUCUAUGAAGCCAGCAUUUCUGGUUGAGCUUCUAACGCUAGGUUAACGUUUGGAAAUUUAGUCGCCAUUUAGGACUCUAGAAGGUCUUUAGUAUCCUAAUCUGAUUAAAACGACACAAGUCACUGUGCUUUCGUAAAUUUACAACCAUUGUGUUUGAGACCCAUCCGUUUUGUCUCUGAUCGCAUGAGAACAGUAGUAAUUAUCCUUUUUAAGCAAGCUAAGAGGAAAGUUUAUGGAUGUUUCUUCAGGGUCUUGGCUGCACUUACUCCUUCUGUGGAAAGUACGAAAGUUGUGCUGAUUGUGUGACAGACCCGUUUUGUGGAUGGUGCGACAGUUCACGCUCCUGCCUCGGAGGUUUUGCCGCGGGGCCUCCAGGAAUAAGUUGUCCCGCUUGGUUUUAUUACCACUGUUAUACAGUAGGAGACGAACGUUGUUCACGAGAUAUAAUGGUAGGUGAAGAGGAGAAAAAUAAUUUGUGAUGCGAACACAUCAACACCAUGCUGCACUCAGGUCGAUAUAAGUAAACAAUGCUAGAGAGACGGAAAGGUGCGGCACUAGCGAGUGUUGCUUAUCAGUUGGUUAGAUAUUUAUUUCUGAGUUUUCUUUUGCUUGUUUGAUUGCUUUUUGUUUUAUGCUGUGCUGUUUUAUUCUUUUUUAUCAUUACUAUCUUAAAUCUAGCGGCCCCUAACUAUCAGAGCACUCUCCGCUUCUAACACAAAGCAAACAAGCAGUAGUUUUACCUGGAUUGCAUACCGGUUUAUGCUCAUAACCCUCUGUGUUAGGUUUUCCUACCAGUUUCCCGUUAUCCAUUUGUACUGCCAUGUACAGAAGGACACCGUGAAAUUGCGUUGCCUAAGAAAACCGUACAAAACGUAUGCGCUGUCAAAGCACCAUAGUCUCUGGGCGCGAUGAUUGGUAGAAUAGCUUAAAAUACUACGUCACUCAAUGUUCCAUAUUUAUCGUCUAACGAUAGGUGUUUCUAAAUGUAUUUUCGUAAACAGAGGGUGAAUUGUAGAGGUAGGCAUUGCAACUUCAAAGGUGGAGGAGCAACCAUUGAAUCCUGUCAAAAAUGCAGCGAUCUCGAAAGAUGUCACAAAAUUACAGUAAGAUUUUUAUCUUUAUUUUCUGUUCCUAAUCGUUGCUUAUUGAAUUUAGUGACAGUUUACGGUGGUCUUCAUGAGAAAAAACUCAGUUGAAAGUAAUAUUACAUAUAUCUAGGUGCAAAUAGCAACUACCAGUAAAGUUGAAGCAAACUCUGUUGAUAGAACCAGUUAAUCUCACUUGCAGUAUCAUUACCAGUAAGUGCGAAAACGCAGCAUGAAACACUUUGAUUGGAAUAAAAACAGAAUACUUGACCUAUGGGAGUAUAUCUGGUUGGAAAUCUCUACAGCUCUACUUCAUACUAUUUCCCAACUGCACGGCGCCGUCCCCAUAGCUAGGAAACUGAUUGUUUCGCGUACCCCAUUGCUCAUAGGUCGAAGGUAGCAUUACUCUGUUAACUAUUAAACCUCCUAACAGGACGAAAACCAAUGCAGGUCAUGGAAUGAGACUAAGUGUCCAGGCGGGAAAAUUAAAGUGGAUUAUACAGAUCCCCAGAGAAGAAAUAAUGUGGAGUUUGCUAAAAACGUGAAGUUUGUGGAGCCGAACGAGACGCUCGUUUACACAUGUCCAGUAAUUUUGCCAAAUCAGGAGAGAGUGUCGCUAGUUUUAGUUGCACCAAAAGUCCUGAAAGUUGAAAAAGGUGAUAUAGUGUGUAGUCCUCAGGCAGGAGGUAUUAUGCACAAGAUUGUCAAAGAAAUCAGCGAUGGUGAGUGUAAUGACUAUAAAUGUUUGUCACAUCCUUUACAAAGUCGUCGAUCAAAUCGAUCAUUUGAAUAUUGGAGAAGUUGUGGUUUUAAAAAAGUUCUACGUUAAUAAUUCUUUUAAGGGGCAUGGGCGGAAUUUUUCAUCAAUUGAGAUCUUACUAAAGUACGACUUGAAUUUAGUAUAAUUAGGAGCUAAGGUAUCUCUAAAACAUACCUAAUUACGUUCAAUUCUCAAAUCUAUCACUGUCUCGAAAGGUCCUUUUCAAUUGAUGUUGAGCACCCCAGCAGGGUUAGAAGAGAUUAUAAAGUACGCGGACUUUAAAGAAGAAGUAACUGCAGUGCAAGUAGACGACGGCUCGACGUUUGAGGAUGAGCCUGAUCAAGGUGACCUGCGGGACGUUAUUACAGGCAACAUUACGCUCGAUGAGGGUCGGGUAAUUGCGCUUUCAAAUGGUAGGUAAACAUUUUUGUAUCAACCGGCUUAACACCUCUUAAAUGACUGAAGAUCAUUUAGUUAUGUCUACAAUUUAAUGCGUUGCAUAACUCCUCAUAAGUGCAUGAAAGACAAACAAGGGAGCAAAUAAGCACAGAUACGAUGAACAGACAAACAGACCUUCAGGACCUGCAAGAUAUUUCUGGUUCCAAAAGCCAUACUCAACUCAAAAAAAUUCAAACAGUUUUCUUAAUUAUCAUUUUAGAGAUAUACAAGUGCCUUGGUCACACAUAUGACACUGGAAACAUCAUUGUCCAUUCGUUUUACCUGGUAAUAGAAAAAAACAAUACCGCCCCAAAGAAAGGUGACAUAGUUGUGUCCAAUACUAGUGAUGGUUUCAUCGAGACUGUUGUUAAAGUUCAUAGAACGAACAACUUUGAUUACUUGGAAACGAAAUUUCAGCGAUGUGAAGCAAGCUCUCAUUGGAAAGGCUCAAGGUAUUUUUAUUAAUGAUGACACCUUAUUUUAAUAUCAGGCGGGCCAAGUUGAGACGAUGGCGUAUUUGCGCCAGUUUGGGGUAGGAGACAUUUGACAAGAAAAAAAUAUCACCUUCUUUCCCCAGAACGCAACGAUUUCCCGUUAACGCAGCCAGAAAGCUGUAGGCUAAUGACCAUAUUGGAAUUGUUGUUCAAGGCUGACAUUUUUGCUUUGGUUUAAAGUGCACGCAUCCAUACUUAUUAAGUCAACAUGUUUGUUGUUAACUGUUCAUGGACUUUUUAGAAAUAUGUAUGACUUUAUGGGGUUAAAAAGCCUUGGCAUGAUUACUGGUUACUCAGUAAUUUACUUAUCGGACAACAAAAAGUGGAUAUCUUGAGCAACAAAAGUCCCAAAUCCAGCUGGCUGCUAAGAAGCACGCGUUCGAAACCACUCCUGCCCACCACAUUUUCUUUACAAAUAGAACUAAAAUCUAUUUUAAAAUAUUGUGCACGAAUUUCGAUCGAGGCUGUGACUAAGCUGUAGGUGUUAGGGAUCCUGCCCUAAAAUCCAAGACCUUGGAUGCCAAGCUCAACUUAUCCUUACGUUUUCGUUCGAGUAAAUUUACUCUUACUUGCUCCCACAAACCAGAAUACAGGAAAGUAAAACAAGGCUUUCUGGGUCAGUAUCCUGCAGCGGAGGGGAUAACAACGAAGGCCUUGUGCUGUCAAAACCAGAGGAUGGAGGUCGGCAGUUUUUUGUCAAUGACUCAAUUAUUGGAAGACCUAGUGGAGCCUUCAUUGCAAAGGUAAUGUCCGUAUUUUGAGGUCCAAGUUAGAUUAAUAAAUAAAAGCACGAGCAUCUUAAAGAAGCAAAAUGAAGGGAUCACUGAAUACUUACCAAGACAGCUAGCGUAGUCGGUUAUGUGGAGUAUCAUUCAGAAACUGCAAAAUUAUAGCAUGUCUCUAAAUAGAGUGACGAGCCAACUCAACAAACUUCAGGAUAUUUAAUUUUAAUAGGAUUGUUAUUGCUGUCCCCACGAGUUAAAUAGUGUUCUCCUCUUGGGGAAAGAAAAAUGUAUCAUAAAAUUCAUGAUUCGAGAUUUUUGGUGCGUUUAUACGAGGUUGUAUUCAUCUGCUUUUGCAUUUGGUAAUCAUCUGAGCUAACUAUACAAUCUUAUAUCACCUCAAACCUCAGGUUGUAGAAGUCUACUCCAGCGGAAAUUUUCUUCUGGUGGAAGUAAUUUCUGCCAAAUUGGACGGAAAUGGAACCAUUACUACAGCUGUAGAUAUAAACAUACUGAAAAGCCACAACAGACGAAGUAGGCGGUCGACGAGAUUCGAUUUCGAAUCGGCAAGUUUCAAACCUGACAGCAUACAUCACAAGGUACAGCACUUUUAAAUAGUUCUACAAAAGUAUUUUAAACAAACCGAGAGUUAGGUAAAUGCUAUGUUAAGUUUGCUCUCUGAUAUCUAUCUAAAUCUUCUCAGUUUCCCCCCCAAAAUUAUGUCCUUUAAAUUUUCAUUUUCCUCAGUUGUUGUCAACGGAGAGCGCCAAGCUACAAGUCUCUUUGGAAAUGUUUUUCGAACUGACUAUGUUUCUUGAGAUAGAACCGAAGUGGUUUGGCGGAAUAGAGGAUGCGGCUGUUGGCCUGGAGUUAAAGGGAGAAUUAGAUUUCUCUUUGACCUUUAAUGUUGAUGGGGAGUUGAGGUAAGCAAUUUUAAUUUAAGCCCAAGAUCACCCCGAAUAAUUCUUUCGGCAAAAGAAAAGAAAAUGAAAUCUGAGAAACUGACGUUGCUGUGGUGGACAGUUUUUUGUUCUUUUCUGCGAUGAAGCCAAUAUAUUUUUUUAACAUUGAUUCUUGUGUCAUUUUGAGGUACAAUAUGGUCAGCUUACGAGCAAAAGACGACUUAGCUGAUCGGGAUUAAUUAAUCAUCCUUUUUAUGUUUGUCUACAGACAUGAAAAAGGCCUAAACAUCAUGAAAGGAAAACAGCUCGGUCGUUCAAUUUACGUUCCCGUUGGACCAAUUAAAAUCCCUGCCGGUAUCUUCUUGGAAAUAACAGGAUAUGCAUCUGCUGGAUUAUCUGUAAGUUGGCGAUGCAAUUCACUAACGUUUUAGUUUAACCACUGGCCUUGAAAACAUCAGAACUCUCUCAUUUAAUGUCUAUUAUUUAAAAUGAUUGUACGUUAUCAUGAAACACUUCAAUGAGUUAACACAAGCAAAUGUAUUUCCUCUAUUGCCUACUCAGUCGCAGUCGGUGACCCAGUCAGCAAGCUACUCAGUCAAUCAGCUAUUCAGUUUUACUAUUUUUUGGUUGGUUGGUGCGAAAUCAAUGAUGGGAUGUCAUGAUUGCGUCCUACCUGUUUUAGUUGUCUCGAUGAGAUCAUAGAGAACCAAAACACGAACGUGACCCAGCAAGACAACAAAGAUUCAAUAAGUAUAGUACCGUGGCCAAGAAGUUCGCAGCGGCAAUUUAUGCUUUCGAGUAGUUAAGGAAAAUAUCGUCCAUUUACAAAGAGAUUGAAUUAACUCACUGUCUUUUUUUUCCCUAGGGAAAAAUUUCCCGUGCAUUAUCAGUCAAUGGAAGGGUCUCUCUUGGAGGCGAAUGCCGUUGGAGCCGUGGUAGUUGCUACAAAACUGCUGAUACUGUAAGGGAAGAAAAAUUGCACAGUAAUGUUUCAGUUUCUUCAUCAUUCAAGUGUUAGAUGUACUCUAUAAACUUUUUGCGGUUGGACUGGUCCCUACCUGUUGACAAAAUGGCGGCUUGUACCUCUUGCUCUGUGUCAAGGAUUGCAACACUGCUAAUUUUUCACAAAGCUGUUCCAAAUCAACAGAUUUCUGAGCUCUUCCGUGAUUAGCACCGUUAUACGUUUGUGGGUUCUCCGUGAUUAGCGCUGUUAUACGUUCGUGGGUUUUCCAUGAUUAGCACCGUUAUACGUUCGUGGGUUUUCCGUGAUUAGCACCGUUAUACGUUUGUGGGUUUUUAAUUUAUCACGACCUCAAUCAAGUCAAAACUUAUUUGGAUGAUGUCUUUAAACAUUCGUCUUCUUAAAAUUAUUCUUAUCAAUUAUCCUAUUGCUAAGAAGAUGAAGGCCAACGUUCUCGCUUUGCAUUUAGGAUAGAAAAAAAAAUUGAACGCCUCGUCACUGUUACGCGGCAACUGAGCGCCAACAAGCCUGUGCAACCACGACUCGAUCUCCUCUUCAUCAGUAUCAGCUACCUCGUUCUCGUCUCCUCCUUCCUCUCUUCUUAUAUUUUUUUCCUUUUUUUCUCCAUUUGAGACCAAAUUUUAUCCUUUUUUGACAUAUCACUAAUAUAGGUUACUCUUCGCAAAGACUGGAGCAGCCCAGAUCCGCAAUUGGAAGCUGGAGCAUUCGUCGAGAUUACAGUGAUACCCAAAAUCUCAGUGAAACUGCCAGCGUCUCCAAAAUCGCGAUCAAAAUCAACCAAGUCAUCCUUUUUUAGUUUUUUCGACGAUUUAGGUGAGAUCAAUCAAACAAUUCUUUCGUGCGGCCUACUUCUAUCCAAAUUUAACCAAAGUUCCUGAUUUAUUAGUUUAGGUAAAGUUUACAUCAGGUAAGGUGCAGAUAAGCGAUAGUUGCAUUCGAAUUUUUGUUUUGCUUAUUGGACGCAAAACGCUCUCGCCUUACAUCAACUCAAUCAAUUUUUUUCUUGAGAAUAAUCGGCUCUCCAACUCUUUAGACCAAUCACAAGGCGAACUAAAGCAAAAUCGAUGCAAUUUCGGAAUACCUUUGAUUCCUAUUUGAACAUUGCUCUAUUUUCAUUACUAUGGUUACCUCGACCAUACGUUCUAGUCUUAUAAUGGGGUUUUAUCAUAACCAUUGCAAAUUCCUCAAAUGUUAUUGGUGCAUUUGCAGCCUCAUUUUUCACUAAUCAUUCUGUACAAUUGUAAUUGUAUAGUGCAAUCGUAUAAUUGGCUGUAAUCGGACACCCGUAAUCGGACAUUUAAGGCAGCGAAUCAUACAAGGUCCGCUCAGCUAAAUCCACCAAUCACAGAAUUGAUCGCAAUAAGCAAAGCAACAGCAACUUAUCCAAAAAAAAGGCUGGGAAAUUUCCAAAAUGGAAGAAUUUUUAACUAAAGACAUUAUCUCCUCUAGAGAGAUUUGCUCUGGGUGUAUUUGUUGUUUUCGGAAAUUUAAAUGGUUAUGAUUAAUUGGUAACAGGACUCCUUGUCAUCCAACCUGUGAUUAACAAAUUGGACUCCCGCUUCGCGGUCGUCCGAUUUUGUUUAUCAAUGGUAUGAUUACAGACCGAAUUGGACUCCAUUCGGUUCUAUUGUCAUUAUUAAUAAAGAUAAUUUUGUUUCAGUUGAGGCUGGUUUUGAGUAUGUGGACCUUUCCAUGGCGGUAUUUGUGAGCGUACCACUAGAAGCUGGUCUGGCCAUACGGCUUCUUACGUCUCAAUGCAGUGGGAACAAACCCGCUGAAUUGGAAAGCUUCUACGGAAUUUCCGGUGUAAAUCUCGGUGUCUCGGUUGGAUUUCUUAAAAAACAUUUGACACUUGAACUUCCUUUGGGAUAUUCUCAGAGUAAACGCUAUUGGUAAAAAAAUUCACGUUUUAUAGAAACAACUUGACUCCUGACAUAUAGAAUAGUGACGCGAAGAAGUAACUGUCAUACACUCACUUUUGUUAAUGAAACUAACUACCUAAAAUGCACGAGCAAAAGGAGGCUAUAAAUGAGAAAAAUGAUAUCCCAUACCCUUGCAAAUAAAAUGAAAAUGCUAAUGAACAAAGUAAGAUCUUCCCUAACUAAUGGAGGUAAAAGAAACAUAUAUUCUAAAGAGAAAAUCACUUCCCUCGUUCUUUUCGCAUAAUGAAAGACAUGAAAACGUGUUUCGAAAAUAGAAACAACAAUAAUGAUAAAGUGAAUUAAGAAAAUUCUGUGUUACUUCUCAGCUUUAGGAAAGAAACCUAGACCCCUUGUUCUGCUCGUAAGUAAGAGAGCGCAAGAACAUAAAUGGGUAGAUAAGUGAGUAGAUAAGAAAACGGACCUUGUAAAGAUAAGUGAAUGGCGGACAUGACUUCCGUUUUUAUUAAACUAUUUAAUCAAUAUUUUACUGUUCUUUCCUAGGGAUUGUAUAUGUCCAGUCAAAAGUGAGAGAGUAAGUUAUUAUAACUAUAACUUAUAUGAGUUUGCCAUCUUUUAAAAUUUUACUUUUCAAUUCUAUUCCGCCUGCCUUUUUUUCCUUUGUAGUAAGCGUCCUUCGUGUAACGUUAUUUUAUUAGUUUUAAAUAUAAUUUGCAUCUUCUUUGUAACAGUUAUGUGUGGGACCUCCACCACCGCGACCGAGACCACCCGAGAAUGAAAAUCCAAAACCUGGGAAUGGCAAUCCAAAUCCUGGGAAUGGCAAUCCAGCACCUGGGAAUGGAAAUCCAACACCUGAGAAUAAAAGUCCAGCACCUGGGAAUGGCAAUCAACCAUCGAAAAAUGGGUAAGAGUGCUGAUUAUUCUUUCACAUAACGCGUUAUAGCCCGUAGGAAGCCUGAGGCUUCAAGCGUGUAAAUAACUUUCUGUUCCCAAAUACUGCUGUUUGCUUGGUCUUAAAGUGAUUUUUAGCCUCAUAAAGAAAAAAUGUGCUGAAAUGAUCACGUCACUUCAAAAGAGAUUGGUUGAAGCUUUGCUAGAGAUAUAAUUAGUUGGAAGAAUAUUGCAGCAAUAAUACGACUGACUGGCCAACUGGCCGACCAGCCAUUUGGCCGACAGGCUGAAGAAAUGACGGAUUAAUUAACUGAUUGAUUGACUGAUCAACUAGCUGGCUAACUGAAUAACAGGGCCGGCAGCUGAUUGACUUACUGACCGAUUGACCGACUGGCCAACGGAUGAAUUCAUGGAUUCAUUAUUCAUUUACUUUCUCGGAAACAGAAAGACUGGAAAAUAUCCAUGUGGAAAAGGACCUUCCUGUUCUGAGGAACGAACAGGCCGUGACUGCGAUCAGCCACAUAGAGGGCUUCUUCGGAGUAUGUAACAGUAAAUGGACCUGCAAACUAUGAACCUAAUUGCAGUAACGUUAUUAUGGAAAAAGCGAAAAGAAACAAAGAAAAACCAAAUUCAAAUCCAUUGGCAUAUAGCGUAAGCAUAUGUCAUCAGCAUUACAAUUUGAUUAUUGACAAUAAUUACUCAGCAGGGCCCAGUUGUUUCGAGGGGCGAUUAGCGCUGAUUCAGGCUUAAAUUUCAAUCCAGGUUUCUUUAUUUCUUUUUUCAAAAGCCUGUAAGGAAAAUUUUCCCAUUCUUCUCAGAACAUCCAAUAAUCAAAUUGCAAGCAAAAAGAUUUGAACUGAAUUUCCUUUUAAAGAAUAGCUGCCUUGCGUUUUGUCAAUGUUUUCGAGAAGGUGAUAAGCGCGAUGAAAGAAAAUUAAAUUGCGAAGAGCACAAAACAUGCUACUGAGUUUGGCGGAAGAAUUUUUUAAAGAAGGAUAUAUAUCUCUUUUUUUUGGAAUCACUUGAAAUUUCUAUAACAACUGCAUCUCAAAUUCUCAAGAAGUUGGAAGAGCUUCUAAGUUGAAAUUUUGAGAAAAUUGUUCAGCUGACGUGCAAACAGCUGCAGGGUAUUUCUGUAUGCUAGCUGAUUCCUUUUCGGCUUUUUUCUUUUCCGUUUUUGCUUUUUCUUUAUAAUCUUAUUGCAAAUAGAUAUGUGUUAGAUAAGUUUGAAUUCAUGAAGCUGACAUUGUGUCUAAUAUUGCUAUUAGUGCUAUGAAGAUAAUCGGUGGUGGUGAAGAUAGUCAUGAAAUCAAGAGCCGCAUUUGUUCUAGCUCUAUAAAUCAAAGUUCAAUUUGAUAAUUCCACGAGUAAAGACUUUGGUACCAGGUUGCUUUAUCUGCAUCCAAACACUUCUUUCAAUAGUUUAAAAUAUGAUAAGCGCGGAUAUUUUGCGAGGUGCGAAUUUUUUUUACCGAACCCGUAAGAGCGGAGAAAAACAGGAACAAAGCAAUUUCUCAAACUUUUUCCAGUUUUAUAACCCUACAAUAGGGGAUUUCUUAUUCCACCUUUAUCUCAUUUUCUGGCAUUCAAACAUUUUGUCUACAAAAUACUUCUUACGGCCUUUCUGGGCGUCUUAUCGAUCGCAUAAGGUGUGCGCUAAAGACAAAAACAACACAAGCGAAACUACUAAAGUGUUCUUUCUGAUCAAUGCAACAAAAAAAUCUGGUACACUUACAAGUUCCUUUCUCAAAAAGUUGAGCCUAAAAGCCGAAAGAAGCAAACUUUCGAUCGUUCAGCGCGGCCAUUUUGUUGCUUCACGUUCCGUCCGUAUUUUUACCCUAUUCUGCAGUGUAAUACUGUGGCAUAUUUUGUGCGUUCCUUUUCCCUAAUUAUGAUAAUAUGACGAAAUAGUGAAAUAACAAACGUAUUUAUGAAUAUUUUAGUACUCUCGAAAUAUGUCACUGCAAUGAUUUUCUUCUAUCAAUCUCAUGAUAAUUCCCUUUACAGACUGUUCAGGUAACGGAGAUCCUACCAUAGCCCCAAAUUGUGGAGCGGAGUGUAACUGUUCAGGAGGAUGGGAGGGAGAAUUUUGUGAGCGCUUAAUUGCAAAUGGUGGAGGUGACCCACAUCUGGAAACAUUAGAUGGUAAGUAGACAAGAAAAACAGAUUCUACAUUCACUAAUUUACGAGCGAGAGAUAAAGAAAAAUUUAAAAACCCUGAAAGAGGUCCAACAAUUUGCUCAUGAAACUAUUCAGUUAAACGAUCGAUUUAAAACAAUCCUUUUAAUUUUCGUUUGUAAAUGAGAGCUUUAUUUCAGGAUUUGUGUAAUGUUUAUGAUGGCGGUUUUGAUUUUUGCCUUCUUCGCCAGGUGUCAAUUUUGACUUUUUCGGAAUUGGAGAGUUCUGG
Molecule: messenger RNA, 28059 nt
Organism: Pocillopora meandrina
Lineage: Eukaryota; Metazoa; Cnidaria; Anthozoa; Scleractinia; Pocilloporidae
Source: the annotation of a GenBank genome assembly